GGGAUAGUUCGGUGUCGGCAGAGACAAGAGGAUGGCCUUCAGACUUUCGUCGUGUGACCGACGAAGCGAGGCUGGGAACGGAGUGUCCACAGGUGCAGCUUCAGAAGUAAAAGUAGAUGAGGCCAGGGGUAGAAGUGCCAUUCGAGAAGGAGAUUAUCAGCUGGGCCUUGGAGGCGAGCUGUCGGUUGACGGAGAGAAGAGAGGCCGCUGGUGACCGUCGAGACGUGUUGCGCGUCCGAUGAGACAAGAGUCGGUCGCGUCUCGGGCGGCCGAAGCACACGCGACCGCUUGCCACUUUCCGUUCCAGCUCUCGUCCUCAUCGCUUCAAAUACUUCCUGCCGGUGCCUCCCAUGGUUCAUCCCGUCGUUUCGCUGUACCCGCAGGGCAGGCAUGCUCCGUCUCUCAAAGAUCUCGAAGCGCGUCCCAGCACGCGUCCUGUUACGACGCACGUAUGCAUCACAGGCCAAGCUCACCCGGUCCUACGUCGAGGGUCCGACAGACCCACCCCUCUGCCACCUCACCCUGCCCGCCUACUUUGCCCAGAAGAUCCUCCCGCUCCAUGCUGACCGCCCUGCGCUCAUAUGUCGCGCCGAAGAGCCCAACACCUUUGGCGGUAGCCCCCAGAAGAGCAACAAAGCGUAUCUCGACUGGACCUUCAGGGAAUUCGACGACCAUAUAGCGGCCGUCGCACGCGGCCUGCUGGCCAUGGGUGUGAACAAGGGCGACCGAGUAGGUGUCAUCAUGGGCAACAACAGUACCUAUGCGAUGCUCCAGUGGGCCUGUGCUCGUAUCGGCGCCAUCCUCGUCACUCUUAACCCAGCCUAUCGCACCCACGAGCUCAUCGCCACCCUCGGCCUCGUAGGCGUUAAACAUCUCUUCCUGGUCCCCCGCAUACGCUCCAGCGCGUACCUCCAGAACCUCGCCGACGCCUUCCCAUCCCUCGCGUCCUCGUCACCCGGGAACGUGAACAUCGAACGCCUGCCGGAUCUCAAGAACAUCGUCGUCCUGGACGACCUCGGUGGGGCUGAGGGAGCCGCAGAGAUGGCGCGUGCCAAGAGUGCCGUCGACUUUCGCGAGAUCCUCGUCCGGUGGCAUGCUGGCCCCGAACAGCGCGAACUGGAGGCACUCGAGCGCGGGCUGCAAGAGCACGAGACUAUAAAUUUGCAAUUUACAAGCGGCACCACUGGCGCGCCAAAAGCCGUCUCCCUCACGCACCACAACCUGCUCAACAACGGCAUCCAGAUCGGGCGCUGCAUGCACCUCACGCCGUCCGACGUCCUCUGCAACGUCCCGCCGCUUUUCCACUGCUUCGGGCUCGUGCUCGGCAACCUCGCGGCGUGGACGCACAGCGCCCGCGUCGUGUACCCCUCGCCCGUGUUCAACGCGCGCGCGGUCGUCGACGCGCUCCUCGCGGAGCGCCCGAGCGCGCUGCACGGCGUGCCGACGCACUUUCUCGGCGUCCUCGCCGAGGUCGCGGCGCGCGAACGCGGGCUCGGCGCGCCGCUCGUGACGGGCAUCGCGGCCGGCAGCUCGAUCCCGACGCCGCUCAUGCGGACGCUCGUCGAGAAGCUGAACUUGACGGAGCUGACGAUCGCGUAUGGCAUGAGUGGCCCGGUGUCCUUCCAGACCGUGCCGAGCGACCCGCUCGUCAUGCGCGUCGAGAGCGUGGGGCGCGUGCAUCCGCACGUGAAGGCGAAAAUUAUUGCGACGGACAGGUACGUCGCGCUGUUCGGGACCUGUGCUUUCCUAUCACCCGCUGACGCGCGUGUCGGCAGAAAACAUGUCGUUGAGGGUGCGCACGAGGACGAACAUGACGACGUCGUGCCCAUUGAAACGCCUGGCGAGCUGCUUGUCUCGGGAUAUCUUCUCCAGGCUGGCUACUGGCAGAACCCCGAGCAGACCGCGCAGGUGAUGCGCCGCGACACGAACGGCACGCUCUGGAUGCACACCGGCGACGAGGGCGUCAUGGAUGGGGACGGCUACCUCCGGAUCGUCGGACGCAUCGAAGACAUCAUCAUCCGCGGCGGCGAGAACCUCUUUCCGGUCGCGAUCGAGAACGUGCUCACGGCGCACGCCGGCAUCCGCGAGGCCGCCGUCGUCGCCGUGCCCCACGCGCGCCUCGGCGAGGUCGUCGGCGCGUGGGUCCUCCGCGAGCCCGGUGCGCCCGCGGGCGCGGCGCUCUGCGCGGCGGACGUGAGGCAGGUCAUCGCGCAGGGGAUGAACCCGCAGAACGCGCCGGCGUACGUGUGGUUCGUCGGCGAGCUCCCCGAGGAGGUGCGCCCGCGCGGGGAGGAGAAGGAAAAGAGCGAUGUUGGGGACGUGCGCAAGUUUAUGGGGUUGCCGAAGACGGCGAGCGGGAAGGUGAUGAAGCAUGUUUUGAGGACUUGGGCGCGUGAGCUGGCGGAGAAGGGUCUCGGGAAGGUGGGCGCGUAGCGGACGUCUGCGUUCUCGAGCGGAGGCGAGAGCGCGUUGUAUU
Phanerochaete carnosa HHB-10118-sp is the source of this 2476-nucleotide messenger RNA. RefSeq lists its product as uncharacterized. Gene Ontology annotation, biological process: fatty acid metabolic process. The transcript is spliced from 10 exons. The record is from RefSeq and is a predicted model, not a curated record. The coding region runs from base 391 to 2433 and encodes 680 amino acids. Gene Ontology annotation, molecular function: medium-chain fatty acid-CoA ligase activity. NCBI's taxonomy places the organism in Eukaryota, Fungi, Basidiomycota, Agaricomycetes, Polyporales, Phanerochaetaceae.